AAAGAAUGCUUCGAUUUUCCCACGCGCGCAGCAUCUGCAGCCCAGCCUGGUGAGUUUUCGCGUACUGAGAAGGCUGCAGGAGUUUAGGCCUUAGGGGGAACCAUUGACAGCAAAGCAAGGCCACCUGCCCCUGCUGAAGGCUGCCUUGGUACCCGAGCUGAAGAUGGAAAACUUGGUUGGUCCAAAUGCCAUUGUGGCUGGACGCAGAGAAGAAUUUGGGGAAAGAGCUGUGAGGAAGAAGAUGGAAGCUCUAGGUGACCCUGAAGCAAGAAAAGGCCCUGAUACUAGUGAGGCUGGAAGCAGAGGGGAAUUCUGGGAAAGAAUGAGGCAGAAGAACUUGGGAGAGAAAGCCAGUGGCUCAGAUGCCCAGCGCCAGCACUUCAGGCACUUCCGCUACCAGGAUGCCGAGGGGCCCCGAGAGGUUUGCAGCCGACUCCACCAUUUGUGUCUCCAGUGGCUGAAGCCUGAAAGGCACAGCAAGAGGGAGAUGCUGGACCUGGUGCUCCUGGAGCAGUUCCUGGCUGUCCUGCCCCCGGAGAUGGAGAGCUGGGUCAGGGAAUGUGGGCCGGAGACCAGUUCCCAGGCGGUGGCCCUGGCAGAAGGCUUCCUCCUGAGCCAGGCAGAGGAGAAGAAGCAAGGAGGACAGGUGAGGGGGCUUUCUCCAAGGAGUUGAGAGUGCGAGUGAGGAUAUCCUAAUAAUCCCCUGUGGGUGGAUGGGUUGUGCCCCCCCCCAAUCUUUCUUUGGCCACUCCUCUUUUCUGUCCCCCAGGCCUUUUCCCUGUUCCUUCUUUGGGAUCUUCAUUGAUGUUUCAGACACAGAACCUGUCAAUAGACGUUCCUGCUGUGCCCCCAGAAGGAGAGAUGGUCGGACAGGGGCUGCUCUUCGUGGAGCUCGUGCCGGAGCCUGACCAGCAUGGCCCCUUGUGGAGUAAGGAGACAUGGAACUUCUUUGGACCCGAGUAAAGCUCCAGAACCUGGGGCUGCAUGCAGGAGACAAUUGUCCUCAGAGUCGCUCGUUUGUUUGUUUAAAACUUUUUUUAGCUCCUUCGGUAAGAAUGUCCAAAAGGGCUUUUGGCGUUGUGGCCAGGAGUGGAGAGAUGCCUUUUCAAAUGCACCACUAUUUGGUGUUAAAAUGCACACCAAAUAUAAAAAUGGGGUAUGAAGGGAUGACUGAUCUUCCCGCCGGUUCUGUGUCACCUUGCAGGCUGUGUGAAGACAGCGACAGUCAAUUCCGUGCCAUCGCUUCCUUGGGAUGAACCAGAAGUGGUAGUGGUGGAUCAAACAGAGCUGGGGCAGGGUCUGGUGGCGUUGGAGGAGGUGUGUCUAUAUUUUACUGAGGAGGAGUGGAAUCUCUUGGAUCUGGGCCAAAGAGCCUUGUACAGGGAAGUUAUGGAGGAGAACUGCCAGAAUGUGGCCUCUCUGGCAUCUGAUUGGUGGGAAAGUGAGGGAGAACAAUGUGAGCUGUCCUUCGAAAGAGAUGGCCACAAAAAGGGUGAGCAGGUGGCAAAAACCGAAGUCAAAGAAAAGUUGAUGACCGAAUCAUUUGUUUGGCUGGGAAUGGACUUCCAAAACCCAAUCCAAGAAAAAAUAGAUGAAAGAAAGCAAAAGAAUGUAUGUCAUUUGUGUGGGAAAAGCUUCAGUUCUAAAUCAAGCCUUAAUGCUCACUGGAGAAUCCACACAGGGGAGAAACCUUAUAAAUGUCUGGAGUGUGGAAAGAGCUUCAUUAAGAGUACAAACCUCAUAUGUCAUCAAAGAAUCCACACCGGAGAGAAACCGUUCACUUGCUCUGACUGUGGGAAGGGUUUCUGUCAGAGGAUCACCUUAAUAAGACACCAAAGAACCCACAUGGGAGAGCAACCAAAAACUUGCUUGGAGUGUGGAAAGAAUUUCUGUCACAGACAGGAACUUACUUGCAAUCAAAGAAUCCACACAGCAGAGGAGCCCUUUAAAUGCUCGAACUGCAGUGUGACCUUUUGUGAUCAGUCAAGCCUUAGAAACCACGAGAUAAUUCAUAUGGGAGAGAAAGCAUUUGAAUGCUCAGAAUAUGGGAAGGGUUUCAGUUGCAGUGCAAGACUUAUUUCACAUCAAAAUACGCAGACGGGGGAGAAACCCUACAAAUGCUCAGAUUGCGAAGACAGCUUUUGCAGCGCAUCCAACCUCCUCAGACAUCAGAGGAUCCACACAGGGGAGAAACCAUACAAAUGCUCAGAUUGCGAAGAGAGCUUUUGCAGCGCAUCAAACCUCCUCAGACAUCAGAGGACCCACACAGGGGAGAAACCGUACAAAUGUUCGGAGUGUGGGAAGAGCUUCUGUCGGAGUGAAUACCUUACUACGCAUCAAAGAAUCCACACAGGGGAGAAACCGUAUCAGUGCUCUAGCUGCAGCAAGAGCUUCUGUGAUAAAUCCAGUCUCAGGAAUCACCUGAGAAUUCACACCGGGGAGAAACCUUUUAAAUGCUCCGAAGAGAAUCUGUAUGAAUGCUCUCUGUGUGGAAAGAGCUUCAUUCAAAGUUCACACCUAACUUCACAUCAAAGAAUCCACACAGGAGAGAAACCUUAUAAAUGCCUGGAGUGUGGGAAAAGCUUCAUUAAAAGCACAAACCUUAUUUGCCAUCAAAGAAUUCACACAGGGGAGAAACCGUUCACCUGCUCAGAGUGUGGGAAGAGUUUCUGUCAGAGGAUCACCCUCAUUAGACAUCAAAGGACCCAUGUGGGAGAGAAGCCAUAUACUUGCUUAGAAUGUGGAAAAAGUUUCAGUCAGAAAGAUGAACUUGCUUGCCAUCAAAGAAUCCACACAGGAGACAGACCAUUUAAGUGCCUAGAGUGUGGAAUUAGUUUCAGUCGGAGCACAAGUCUUAGUUCACACCAAAGGAUCCAUACAGGAGAGAAACCAUUUAAAUGCUCAGACUGCAUCAUGAGCUUUUGUGAUAAAUCAAGCCUUAAAAAACACCUGAGAAUCCACACAGGGGAGAAGGCCUACAAAUGUUCAGAAUGUGAAGAAAGCUUUUGCAGUGCAUCAAACCUCCUCAGACAUCAGCGGCUCCACACAGGGGAGAGACCUUUCAAAUGCUCAGAGUGUGGGAAGCGUUUCAGUCAGAGCGAGCAACUUACUACACAUCAAAGAAUCCACACAGGGGAGAAACCAUACAAGUGUUUAGAGUGUGGAAAGAGCUUCCGGAGCAGGUCAGUUCUUACUUCCCAUCAAAGAAUCCACACUGGAGAGAAACCGUUUAAAUGUUCAGAGUGCGGGAAAUGCUUCAACCGAAGCACAAAUCUCACUGUGCAUCAAAGAGUCCACACAGGAGGAAAUGCACAUAAGUCUCUGGAAUGUGUAGACAGCUUCAGGCAAAGCGCACUAUGUGCUGUUCAGUCCCACUGCUGA
This is a messenger RNA of Eublepharis macularius, 3381 nucleotides long. Its product is annotated as gastrula zinc finger protein XlCGF57.1-like. The transcript has 5 exons. The coding region runs from base 1390 to 3381 and encodes 663 amino acids. Lineage: Eukaryota; Metazoa; Chordata; Lepidosauria; Squamata; Eublepharidae. Gene Ontology annotation, cellular component: nucleus. Gene Ontology annotation, biological process: regulation of transcription by RNA polymerase II. The record is from RefSeq and is a predicted model, not a curated record. Gene Ontology annotation, molecular function: RNA polymerase II cis-regulatory region sequence-specific DNA binding; DNA-binding transcription factor activity, RNA polymerase II-specific.